AUGAUUGAUCAGUGGCGAUCGCGAUCAAUAUUGAAACUUGUAAUAUUAUCGUUUUUACUUGCUCAAAGUUUUGCAAAAUUGAUUGUUUAUGAUGAUCAAGAUUCCGAAAUUGGAUCAUAUAAUCAAGUGGAUUUUAUGGGUCUUGAUCUCCAAAGUUACGAAAGUUUCUUUGGAGGUUUGACAGUUGCGAAAUUCGUAAAUAGUGGAUGUAUAAUAAAUGAUUUACCUGAAAAUACAACAAUUUUGGUGAUCCCUUUUGAUGAAGCAUUGAAUUCAGGAUGUGAAUCUUAUGCAGAUGUUUUAGUAAGUAAUAAAUGGGUACAUCCCGAAGAAAAUGAUGGAAAAGAACCGGAAAUUUCGAGUUCUACUGUUAGUGAUUUAAUACGCACUAAAAAUAAUAAACUAGUCGUUACCAGUAAUACUGAUGACACUACUACCAGUUCUCCCAAUCCUACCAGUGAUAUCAAUCAUACUGGAGACAUUACCCAACCUUCAUCGGUGGCAACAGAGUCUUCGAGCAAUGCUGCAAUAACUAAUUUAUCACAUGAAUCGCAAGAUUCAGAAACAACUUUCACGUCAAUUUCUCCAAAAGAGACCAAUUUUAUAAGCUCUUCACCCCCAGUAGCAACAGAAGCCAUUACAACUAAUUUAUCACAUAAACCACAAGAUUCAGAAACAACUCUCACGUCAAUGUCUCCAAAAGAGACCAAUUUUAUAAGCUCUUCACUUCCAGUAGCAACAGAAGCCAUUACGACUAAUUUGUCACAUAAAUCACAAGAUUCAGAAACAACUCUCACGUCAAUGUCUCCAAAAGAGACUAAUUUUAUAAGUUCUUCAUUCCCAGCAACAGAACCUUCGAGCGAAGCCAUUACGACUAAUUUAUCACAUGAAUCAUCGUAUUCAGAAUUGACUCCAACAUUAACGUCCUCACAAGUGACCAAUUUUAUAAGUUCUUCAGAUAAAAUGCUUACCGCAUCGACAUCGGAUAAAAUACUUUCCACAUCGACAUCGGAUAAAAUAUUUUCCACAUCGACAUCGGAUAAAAUACUUUCCACUUCAACAGAUGAUACACUUUCCAUUUUGUCUCAGUCCACUUUGACAGGAGAUUUACCUCCCACUCCCGCUUCAGAGUUGCUUUCCACUUUGAUAUCUUCAGUAGGUGGUGUGCUUUCCACUGCGUUACCCACUUUGACAUCUCCAGUAAAUGAUGUGCUUUCCACAGUAAAUGAUGUUCUUCCCAUUUUGACAUCUCCAGUAAAUGGUGUGCUUUCUACAGUAAAUGGCGUUCUUCCCACUUUGACAUCUCUAGUAGAUGGUGUUCUUCCCACUUUGAUAUCUCCAGUAAAUGGUGUACUUUCUACAGUAGAUGGUAUACUUCCCACUUUGACAUCUCCAGUAAAUGGUGUUCUUUCUACAGUAAAUGGUGUUCUUCCCACUUUGACAUCUCUAGUAGAUGGUGUGCUUCCCACUUUGAUAUCUCCAGUAAAUGGUAUACUUUCUACAGUAGAUGGUGUUCUUCCCACUUUGAUAUCUCCAGUAAAUGGUGUGCUUUCCACAGUAAAUGAUGUUCUUCCCACUUUGAUAUCUCCAGUAAAUGGUGUGCUUUCUACAGUAAAUGGUGUUCUUCCUACUUUGACAUCUCUAGUAGAUGGUGUGCUUCCCACUUUGAUAUCUCCAGUAAAUGGUGUACUUUCUACAGUAGAUGGUGUUCUUCCCACUUUGACAUCUCUAGUAGAUGGUAUACUUCCCACUUUGAUAUCUCCAGUAAAUGGUGUACUUUCUACAGUAGAUGGCAUACUUCCCACUUUGACAUCUCCAGUAAAUGGUGUUCUUUCUACAGUAAAUGGUGUUCUUCCCAUUUUGACAUCUCUAGUAGAUGGUGUGCUUCCCACUUUGACAUCACCAGUAAAUGGUGUGCUCUCUACAGUAAAUGGUAUUCUUCCCACUUUGACAUCUCUAGUUGAUGGUGUGCUUCCCACUUUGACAUCUCAAAUAAAUGAUGUACUUUCCACAGUAAAUGGUAUUCUUCCCACUUUGACAUCUCUAGUAGAUGGUGUGCUUCCCACUUUGACAUCACCAGUAAAUGGUGUGCUUUCUACAGUAAAUGGUGUUCUUCCCACUUUGACAUCUCUAGUUGAUAGUGAGCUUCCCACUUUGACAUCUCCAAUAAAUGAUGUACUUUCCACAGUAAAUGGUGUUCUUCCCACUUUGACAUCUCUAGUAGAUGGUGUGCUUCCCACUUUGACAUCACCAGUAAAUGGUGUACUUUCUACAGUAAAUGGUAUUCUUUCCACUUUGACAUCUCUAGUUGAUGGUGUGCUUCCCACUUUGACAUCUCCAAUAAAUGAUGUACUUUCCACAGUAAAUGGU
Molecule: messenger RNA, 2370 nt
Organism: Diversispora eburnea
Lineage: Eukaryota; Fungi; Glomeromycota; Glomeromycetes; Diversisporales; Diversisporaceae
Source: the annotation of a GenBank genome assembly